CAGACAGACACACACGCAGACAGACAGGCAGGCAGGCAGACAGACGAGAGACACCCCCGCAUAGUUUCCGUCAGCCGGGUGACGUCUCCGCCUCUCAGCCGUGUGCAGUGUGACGUUGCGGGGCUGUAGUGGAGCCUCUAGCUGCAUCUUGUUGACGGUCCGCCAGGCUUUUCCAGUACCGAGAAGACCCCGCUGGAGAGAGGACGACCGACACGGGCAGCGUUUUCAGGAAGUGGAUCAGAACAUAGAAACCUUCAGUCAUCAUCAUGCAUGUGUUCAACUACCAGAAGAUUUGUGUCAUUUGAAAAGACUAAAAGAGGAAAAAGAGACUCAGAGGAAUACAAGAACUCAGUCAUUAGACGUAAACGACAACAACCCAGUGCUUAGACAUGGCCAGCACCCAGACAAGUUUGAAAACCCCUUUCAAAGACUUGACCUCAUUCAAGGGCAACAUGAAACGGCUGUACAGAGAGCGACUGGAAGACGCGCCCAUCAAGAAGCGAGUGAUGGCAGAGAUCAACCUUAAGCGCCGCAGCUUGGAUUCCCUCCCCAAAACUCCCAAGGUGAAGAGGGAGCAGGUGGAGGAUCUGUGCCACGACUCCGACAUGGAUGUGGAGGGUCGGGCUGAACUGCAUGUGGUGGGCUCUGCCAAAGCCCUGGACCUGAGCCCUGGGCUUAAACACACACUGGCCCAGUUCACUCUGAGCAGCCAGAGCUCCCUCGGGGGCCCAGCUGCCUUCUCAGCCCGCACCGGCCACGAGCACUCGCCGGCCGGCAUGCCUCCCCUGCCCUCCCCUCCUGUCCUGGGAGGGGGCCCUCUGCUGGUUCCCUGUGACAGCUCCACUGAACUCACCCACUCACUGCUGGAAGGAGAGUCCAUCUCCUGCUUCGUCGUUGGGGGAGAGAAGCGGCUCUGCCUGCCCCAGGUUCUCAACUCUGUGCUCCGCGACUUCUCCCUGCAGCAGAUCAACACUGUGUGCGACGAGCUCUACGUUUACUGCUCACGAUGCGACGCAGAGCAGCUGCACAUCCUCAAGGUGCUAGGCAUUCUGCCGUUCAACGCACCUUCCUGUGGCCUCAUUACGCUGACAGAUGCACAACGGCUGUGCAACGCUUUACUGCGUCCAGGGGCGGCCUUGCCCGCUGACCCCAGCGGUAAACUGUCGACCCAGGGCCUGCUGAAGGAGAGCGAAGCCAGUUUCCAGGUGGAGCACCAGUGUCUGGGGAAGUGCCAGGGUCUCUUUGUGCCCCAGUUCUACACCCAGCCUGAGGCGCCGUGCAUCCAGUGCGUCGAGUGUCAGUUGCUCUUUUCACCACAGAAGUUUGUCAUGCAUUCACACAAGUCGCCAGAUAAGAGGACCUGCCACUGGGGCUUUGACUCGGCCAAGUGGCCCUGCUACCUGCAGCUUGCCAGGAAGUACCAAGGCAUGCCCGAGGAGCCAAAGCUCAAGCAGCUACUGGAUGAGGUCAAAGAGAAGUUCCACUACCAGCUCAAGAGGUCGCUGGACAAAAAGGCAGUGGAGGAGGAGGAGAGCCAUGUGAGGAAACCCUCAGCAGAUCUCUGCUCCCCCAGCAGCAAGUUGGCCGAAGCCGACCCCGCAAGAAAGGGGAAAACAUCUCCUCCUACUCUGGUGUUCAACCGUCUUUUCUCUGACAUCAAGGAGGAGCCAGGACACCCCACCCUGGUCCAUCCCAGUUACUACCUGUACACAUACGACAAGAUGGUGGCUCCCAACGUGUCUCUGCGGAGGGAGGCGGAGAUGAGCCCCGAGAUGUUCGGAGCUCUGCUCAAACACCACUACAGCCGCAGAGUGCUGGGCCACGACGAGCCGCCCAUGGAUCUUCACGCGUCGCCUCCCGUCGCUGCUGGCGCCGAGGAGGCCAAAUCCCAACGUGCCGCUGCUGCCUCGGCCACUGAGCGGGAAUGCCAAACCCAGGCAGUUUCCAUGGAGACAAGCAGCCUGAGCUGCAAGAAAGCCACCCACACCCCCGCCCACACCCCUCCUCCUCCACCUCCUCCUGCAUCGUUGUUGUCACCGGUAACGGAAGUACCGGCUAAGGACACGGGCUCUGCCACGAGCAGCGCUGUGGCGGUGGGGGGGCUGGAGGACGACAAGGACAGGAUUGUUGUGGAGAUCAUGCAGAUGUACAGCAGGCAGCAGGAGAAGCUCAACUCCACCUUGCACAAGCAGCUGCAGCUGGAAAUGGAGCUGGAGGCAGUGCGCGGGGGCGAGGCGGCGAGGCUACGGGAGCUGAGCGCCGAGCAGCGGGAGCUGCGCAGCGAGCUGGAGGCGGUGCACAGCGAGCAGGCGCGGCAGCUCAGCCAGGCCCGCCAGGAGCAGCUGGAGCUGGAGACCCGUCUGGAGCAGCUCCGACAGCAGGCCUGCGCCUGCGAGCCGGGGGCACAACGCCAGCAAGAGGCCCACUACACUGCACAGUUGUCGGAGCUACGUCAGCGGCUGGAGCGAGCGGAGGCGGACCGGCAGGAGCUGCAGGAGGAGCUGCGCAGGGAGCGUGAGGCGCGGGAAAAGCUGGAGCGCACAAUCAGCCAGCUCAAGCAGCAGAUGGUCCAGUCCGCCACGGUGGGAGGCAGCCCCUCUCCUCCUCUUACCCCUUCAACCGGACCCCCUAACGCCCACUCCCCGACCUCCUCCUUCUCAGAGGCCCCAGCGGCUGCCCAAAAGUAACUGCCACCCCCCCUCCUCCCUCCUCAGGCGCCUCCCUCAUUCUUCUCCCCGUCAGCCGCCAACUCUACAGACACAAACAAAUCAGCCUGAAGCAGAACGGAGCUCCACAGGCUGUUUUUAAGUUGUGCAUCUCACCCUCCCCUUUUUAUUUCAGUGUAGGACUUUUGUUUUUGUAAUUUAACAUCACUUAAAAGUUUUAUGUUGUUUUUUUUAUUCUUUCAUUUCCUUCCCCUUUCUUUAAACAGUAUUUAAAGAUUUUUGGGCAUGUAUGUUGGAUUUAAUUUAUAGUUUUUACUGAACAAACAGCUGCUUCACAGACGGGAGUUUGGUCGAGUCGAGACGAACUCAACCCUUCACUAUCUUCUCCCCCUUUUUUCUCCCAUCCCGUCUUGCUGUCUGGAUUCUGGAGCUAAUGACUUUCAGACUUCAGCUCGGACACACAGACUUCAUGCUACUACCUGGCGCAGCAGCCGGCGCCCUCGGACGCAUAUGGGUGCCCGGUUGCGUGCCCCCUUCUCUGUACGUACAGCCCAAACGCUCAAGUACCAGCGACUGCAGGAAACUGCAUGGACAUUUUUUUUUCUCCUUAUAAAACAGAAAGAAAAUCAUGUUAAAAAAAUCUAUAUGGAGGAAAAAGACCUUUGCUGUACAAAAAAAGACAUUUUGCAGAUGUCGUAAAACCUCAUGAAAAUAUGCCAAUAGUGACGCUGAACUUGAAAUGAGUGUUUUUGAGUGUGACCCCCCCGCCCCCCCAAGACAAGGUAGCUAGCUAGCAAAUGGCCUGGACCCCAGCUGCUCCUCACACAGACUCCUCUUCACUCUGCCGGGCAGCACCUGGACGCUCCUGUCCAAACAGUCUGUCCACCAGCUGCCCCGCGUCUCCUCCGCCCCGCCUCACACCCUCCGCCGCCGCACGUUAACGUCACCGCCCUCUGCUGGGAAGCUCCUAAACACUGUGGUUUUCACCCACUAUAGACGAGACAGGAAACACUGUGCUCUCUCCAGGCUCGGCAUGAAGAAGCUCACGAGCGGUGUUACGCACUUAACACGCUUUUCCUCCCCCAGAGCCCCCUGGGAAAGGAAUGUGUCUGGACACGGGGGCCGGUCGAGCCGGUGUAGCUUUUCUAAGAAAGAAAAAGCUGCGUUACCAUAAUACAUCCUUGCAUGCCCGCACACACUCGAGUGUGUUGAGGCAGAACAAUGGCCCCGGCGUUCCCAGCAGACGAUCAAAGCUGCGGCCUGUUUUCCGGGCUUCUCUUUUUGUAUCAUUUGACGGUUUUUAUCCUGUUUGUCAGAGCGUCAUCUAAGAAAUGUGGGUCGCAGGUGAAAGCAGUUAGGUUUGGGCCCUGCUUCACGUUAUUCUGCCUGGCUGAACAAACAGCUCCGUGGCAGGAAGAGGAAGAGAGGAUUGAGGGGAGCGCUCGGGGGUAGCGGUGCACUCUCCCCCUGCGGCAGGCUGGGUGGCCCAGACGCCAGGGGUACAGAGGGAGCGCUUUUUGUUUAGUGCCGUCAGAAUGGGGGCAGCUGUUGUUGUCUGUGGGCCUCCGCCUGCCCGCGGGUGAGACUGUACAGGAUCCCCUCCCUCCCUCGUCCUCUCCCACAAAACGACCACUCACACUCACCCGUCCAUCCAUCUCCAGUGCCACAUCAGCUGGGGGCGCGCAGCGUUUUGUAGACGCCCAGGAGAGCGAGCAGACGUCCAGCUGGAGGAAGAGAGGACUUUUAUUGUGUCGGUUGCCGGGCAAAAAGCGCUUUUUAUUGCCACUAAGGAGAUCCCUGUAAGCGAGUGUGUGUGUGCGUGCGUGCGUGUGUGUGUGUGUAAAUAAUUGUUUUAAAAAGAGAAAGGGGGAUCGGCCUCAGCUAAACUCUGAGCUUUUUUUUAUGCAUCUGCUAAAAAAUGCAAAUUGAUAGACAUUCCACUGUGCUCCAUCCUGUUCAAUGCAGAGUUUCUUACACAGCUUCCCUUUACAGAGACAGACCUUAGAGAGCGGGCAGAGGACAGUCGUGGUUUGUUGAUCGUCAUUGAAGCAGGUGCAGGUGCAAGCCAGUAAAAUCAAACCCACACCGCAAAUGUACACUCUACUGUUCCAUUUAUUGAAAUUAUGAAAGAAAAAUAUUUAACGUAUUAACUAAAGAUUUAUAUUCACUUUGUAAAUACAGUAGUCAUUAAUAUAUUAACUGUUCUUAUAUGAAAAAUCUUCAAAAGGUUAUAUAAAUUGGACCAGAACUAAGGCUUCAGAUGUUUUUUGCUUUCUUUUUUAAAAAGUCGAGUGGAUGUAGGGGAGUGAAACGCAUGGUUUACCGAGACAUGGUGAUGCAGGACAGACAAAAUAGGAAAAAUAAUACUUUGUUACACACUCUCCCCCCCUCUUUCUUCUGAAAUGAUGCAUUCGUUUUUUUGUGGAUUUCAUCUCGACAGACUGUUUAACGUGUAAUGUGAUGAGCUUUUUCCCUCUUUGUUAAUCUCCCCUCCUCCCCCGAGAUAAACUGAAAACAUUUAUUAAAGAAAAUGCAUUUUGGGAAGAAAAGAAAAGAAACAAAAAAAUUAUGAUUUUUUUGCAUGUUUUGAUGCCCCUUAUGUUUUGUGUCACCGGGCCAAUCUAUCAAUCUGUUCAUAGUUUAAAAAAAAAAAAGAAAAGAAAAGAUGUUUCCCCGUCACAUAACACACAAACUAUUGAGAUGGCUCAUAUGCAUGAACAUUGAACAUGUGCAAGUUUUAUAUCAUUAUUGGUUAAGAGGUUGGAUAAAUAUAAAGUCAGAUUAUAAAGAACAGAACAUGUAGCCUAAUUUGGAAAUUGUGUGUAUGUGCGUGUGCGAGACUGAGAAAGUGUGUGUGUGUGUGUGUGUGUGUGUGUGUGUGUGUGUGUGUGUUGGCCUCCCACGUCUGAGUGAAGCACAGCAACUUUGAAAAAGGGAAAGAGAAAAACUUGCUCAUGUAGCUCUGGAUGUGUAGUUCCGUUUUCUGAUCACGUAUCCUCGUCUGGAUGUGUAAACAUCACUCAAAAAGAUAAUCAGUAUUAGUUUCAUUGAAUUAAUUACCUCUUCAGCCAACAAAAAAACGAAAAAGAAAAAAAAAUCAUCACAUUAGCAGAUAAUGUUUACUCUAAUUUGUGUAUUUGCAUUUUAUACACAAGGGGGCAUCGUUUAGCUUCUAUAAUUAUACACCAUAAUAAAAAAAUGUAAAUGAUAGGGGAGAGAAAUCCCCUUUAAGACGGUUUGCUGGGCCUUUUUGCAUUUUGCAGUGUUAUGAGAACUUGGAUAUGCUUUGUACAGAAUUUUUACAGGUGUGACGUUUGCCCGACAGACAGGUGAAACGAGCAGACCACGUGGACACGUUUGAAUACAGGACUUAGAGAUUUACAUACCCGGCGCCUCCCGGCUCUGUGAGGAAAAGUAGUAAACAAAUCCAAGGUGACCUUUGAACUGUUUGAAUGCUUUGUAGUUGGGUGCCAGUAAUUAUUCUAUGCCAGUGUAAGGGACGCAGGAAGUACGGCUGCAUCGGUGAUUGAUGACACAGAUCGCUGGUUACUAAGAAUAGAUAUGUUUUAAUUUAUACACAUCCUGCUAUAGAUGGAAAAAAAAGAAAAUGGCUUUGCUAAACAGAACCCUUUUCCCCUCGAUGCUGUUCUGAAACAUGAAACACAGUGUCUGUGUUUGACCAUUGCAUACUACGUUGCCAAUACUACAGUGUGAUGAGACUUUUGUUCUUGCAUGAAUCGAGACACUGUUCUCCUACCUCAUGUUGUGAUAUAAAAAGAUGUUUUUUAAGCAGAAGACACUGCAUCUCUAACUGUUUAUCAUCAUUGAUAUUUACUAGUAAAGUACAUACCUGUAAAUGCUUUUAGCUAAUACCUCAGUUGUAUCUAGUGUUUGUUUUUUUUUCUGUUUUUGCCCUCCCCUGAUUUCAGAUCUUGUAAAUAUACCCUGUAUAGACAAUGAACUUGGAUCAAAUUCAAGUAAAGUUCUGUAGUGUCGAA
This is a messenger RNA of Plectropomus leopardus (leopard coralgrouper), 6664 nucleotides long. RefSeq names its product ski-like protein. The record is from RefSeq and is a predicted model, not a curated record. Gene Ontology annotation, molecular function: DNA-binding transcription factor activity, RNA polymerase II-specific; RNA polymerase II cis-regulatory region sequence-specific DNA binding; SMAD binding. NCBI's taxonomy places the organism in Eukaryota, Metazoa, Chordata, Actinopteri, Perciformes, Serranidae. Gene Ontology annotation, biological process: negative regulation of transcription by RNA polymerase II; negative regulation of BMP signaling pathway; negative regulation of transforming growth factor beta receptor signaling pathway. Gene Ontology annotation, cellular component: transcription regulator complex; cytoplasm; nucleus.